Morchella importuna is the source of this 1062-nucleotide messenger RNA. RefSeq lists its product as uncharacterized. Bases 1 to 1062 code for a protein of 353 amino acids. Lineage: Eukaryota; Fungi; Ascomycota; Pezizomycetes; Pezizales; Morchellaceae. The transcript has 10 exons. The record is from RefSeq and is a predicted model, not a curated record.
AUGCCCCCUCCACCUCCACCUCCACCAAACAAUCACGAGUGCGCACACCGACUCCACCAUAAGCUCGUUCCUACCCACCGAUUCGAAUCAGACCUUGAGCUUGCCUCCUCCACCCGUGUCACGAGGUGUCGGUCCGCUCCACCUAAAGCCAAACCAGGGGGAUGGGAACGACGAGCAAGUAUCUUCUGGUCGGAGAAGGACAGAUGUCUUGGCAGGAUACAGGAGAUUGAGGCGGCCCCUCCCUUCCGAAUUCCCUUCCUAGAGACAUCAUUAAUAGAACGCUAUUGCAACCCUGCCAGAGGCCACCCAGGCGCUGUACAACAGUGCGAUGCACAACCUGGGAGCGGAGAACACGCCGGAGCUGACGGGCUCGCGCGCGGGGGGGUACCGGGAUCGGAGCUGGUAGUGUGGGCGGACACUAUUACGGCUGCGCUGAGGGCUUUUAGUGGCGCUGGGGGAUCUCCCGCUCCAUCCCGGCCGUCUACUUCUGUUGGGUCCUCCUCGCGCUCCCCCACUGCCGCAGCAGAGAGCCCGGCCCCAGCGAUGCCUACUCGCACGCCCGCCGCCGCCGCCGCCGCCACGACCACCCUUGCUAACCCCCGUUCAACCCACCGCACCCGCAACAGCAGCAACCGCGCCUCCACCCUACCCGCUCCACGUUGCCCACAUCAUCCCAUUUUCGGGCGAGUUGGCGAACGUAUGACCCUCGAACUGCGCCCACAUGGUCUUUUUGACGAUGGUUUGAUCGAGAUGUUGCCGGUGCCCGGUUCCGGCACCUGGACCGGCGACUAUGACCCCAGCGUCGUGUCUAGCUACGAUAUAAGACUCUCCUUCCCCGGCCUUGCACUGGUGGCGCUGGAUCGAUUCACUUACUCCAGCGUGCCGCAUGAGAAGUUAUCGAGUACUAAGCUUGCCUCCGGCGACGUCAUCACGUUGACUACCUCCGGCCAGGUGGCAGCUCCCGCACCCACUGCUCCUGCAGCUGCACGCGCUGUGUGGGCGCGUGAAGCGUUUACGCGCUGCUGCAGGAUGGCCAGUAUCAUCGUACGGGGACGGGAGUGA